GGGGCGGCUGUGCAGCCUUGGGUGAGAGAGGUAGUGUGAGGGUGCGAAAGGUGAUCCUGACUGAGGGAGGGGACGCUGUGACGGGCGCCCCCAUCCUAUGGAGCGGAGUAAGAUGGCGGAGGCGGAGAGCCUGGAGACGGCGGCAGAGCACGAGCGGAUCCUGCGAGAGAUCGAGAGCACCGACACGGCCUGCAUCGGGCCCACGCUCAGGUCUGUCUAUGAUGGUGAAGAACAUGGACGAUUCAUGGAGAAGCUUGAAACUCGAAUACGCAAUCAUGAUCGCGAAAUUGAGAAAAUGUGCAACUUUCACUACCAGGGCUUUGUGGAUUCUAUUACUGAGCUGUUGAAAGUGAGAGGAGAAGCUCAGAAACUCAAAAACCAAGUGACGGAUACUAAUAGAAAACUACAGCAUGAGGGAAAGGAACUGGUAAUAGCGAUGGAAGAGCUGAAGCAGUGUCGACUACAACAGAGAAAUAUUUCUGCCACUGUUGAUAAAUUAAUGCUGUGUCUUCCAGUUCUAGAGAUGUACAGCAAACUGAGGGAACAGAUGAAAAUGAAAAGACAUUAUCCUGCACUGAAAACUCUGGAACACCUAGAGCAUACCUAUCUGCCUCAAGUAAGCCACUAUCGAUUCUGCAAAGUGAUGCUGGACAAUAUCCCCAAGCUACGAGAAGAAAUAAAGGAUGUUUCUAUGUCUGAUCUCAAAGAUUUCCUGGAGAGCAUCCGCAAGCAUUCAGACAAAAUUGGAGAGACUGCAAUGAAGCAAGCUCAACAGCAAAGAAAUUUGGAUAACAUUGUCUUGCAGCAACCCAGGAUAGGUAGUAAGAGAAAAUCUAAGAAAGAUGCAUACACAAUCUUUGAUGCAGAAAUGGAAAGCACUAGCCCCAAGUCUGAACAGGAUUCAGGAAUUCUCGAUGUGGAAGAUGAGGAAGAUGAUGAAGAGGUACCUGGGGCCCAAGAUUUGGUGGACUUCUCUCCUGUUUAUCGAUGUCUACAUAUAUAUUCUGUCUUGGGCAGCUCUAAUGAAAGAAAGUCCUGCUUUGGGCCUGCUGUGCAAAUUAGCCAUAUGGUGAAGUGUGAUAUCCCGCUGAACAUCAUUAUGGGGCCCUGUGAAAACUUUUUUGUGGUUGAAGAUCACAUCUUGCAUACAACACAGGGCUUAGUAAAUAGAGCCUACAUUGAUGAACUAUGGGAAAUGGCACUUUCAAAAACCAUCGCAGCACUCCGUACCCACUCGUCUUACUGCUCUGAUCCAAACCUUGUGUUAGACUUGAAGAACCUCAUUGUGCUUUUUGCUGAUACGCUUCAGGUAUAUGGUUUUCCUGUAAACCAACUUUUUGACAUGCUGUUAGAAAUCAGAGAUCAGUAUAGUGAAACUCUGCUGAAGAAGUGGGCAGGUAUUUUCAGGAACAUACUUGAUUCAGACAACUAUAGUCCCAUACCAGUAACAUCUGAAGAGAUGUAUAAAAAGGUGGUAGGACAGUUCCCAUUCCAAGAUACAGAGCUGGAAAAGCAACCAUUCCCAAAAAAGUUUCCUUUCUCUGAAUUUGUGCCAAAAGUUUACAACCAGAUUAAAGAAUUUAUCUAUGCAUGUCUGAAGUUUUCAGAAGAUCUUCAUCUAAGUUCUAAGGGUGCCCGAGAAACAUUUGAGAACUAUUACCGAAAACAGAGGCGAAAACAGGCUCGUUUGGUACUCCAGCCUCCAUCUAACAUGCUUGUUCAGAUUAUUAUCAACACAACACACCUGGAGAAAUCCUGUAAAUACUUGGAAGAAUUCAUCACAAAUAUCACUAAUGUGCUUCCAGAAACAGUCCACACCACCAAGCUUUAUGGCACAACUACUUUUAAGGAUGCUAGGCAUGCAGCUGAAGAAGAGAUUUAUACCAAUUUAAAUCAGAAGAUUGAUCAGUUUCUACAGCUAGCAGACUACGACUGGAUGACAGGAGAUUUACACAACAAAGCAAGUGAUUACCUAGUAGACCUCAUUGCCUUCUUGCGCAGCACCUUUGCUGUAUUCACACACCUGCCUGGAAAAGUGGCACAGACUGCAUGUAUGUCAGCUUGCAAACAUUUAGCCACAUCCUUGAUGCAACUUUUGCUGGAAGCUGAAGUAAGGCAACUCACCUUGGGAGCAUUACAGCAGUUCAACCUGGAUGUCAGUGAAUGUGAACAGUUUGCCAGAUCCGGCCCGGUGCCUGGGUUCCAGGAGGACACGCUGCAGUUGGCCUUCAUCGACUUGAGACAACUUUUGGAUCUUUUCAUUCAAUGGGAUUGGUCAACCUACCUUGCUGACUAUGGGCAGCCCAACUGCAAGUACCUCCGUGUAAAUCCAGUAACAGCUCUGACCCUGCUUGAGAAGAUGAAGGAUACUAGCCGCAAGAACAAUGUGUUUGCCCAGUUUCGGAAAAAUGAACGAGACAAGCAGAAAUUGAUUGACACUGUGGCCAGGCAGCUCCGAGGACUCAUCAGCAGCCACCACUCGUGAAGGCUGGCCUAGGCCCACAGAGGCCUGCACUUCCUCAGUCUAGGAUCCAGCCCAGGCUGCUCCUGCAUUUGUGCAUUCUUCCUCAAAAGAGAGCAUAUUAUUUUUUUAUUAACCCCUGUACAGUAUUCACAUAGCCUUUCCCUACAGUAAAAGAGGCAUAAGAAUAAGCAAAUACAUAAGAUGUUGCUAGGCAGGGACUCAGGGGAAGUGAUUACAACACUAUCUGUAUUAUCCUAGGAGGGUGGCAUCAUCAUUCUCAAUGUGGUGAACCACUUUUCAUCCAUCUGUGGCUCUAGAGUUUAGAUCUGAGGCCCAGGAGUUACAUAAACUGAGAAGGUAAUUGGGCUGGGAAAGUGAGGUGAGUAAGCAAAAAGAUAAUGAAAUAUAUCCUGGCUCUUGGGUGUCCCAUUCACCAUAUAGAUGAGGAAGCUGAUCCUUCCUGGCACCAAAGGACCUGGGAAACAUUACUGUUUAAUGACACUAAAGACCACACAAUUCUACAUGUCCAUCUCCUCUGUCUUCUGACUUUCACUAGGUGGUAAACAAGCAGGGUGUAUGGCAAGAUGACAGAUUCACUCCAGCCCCCCAAGGAUGACAGUUUCUUUAACCCAGAUCUAACACAAGACCUCUACUGCUUAUUUUUCUGGGUCAACGUAGCUGAAUAGGAAGCAAUCAAACUUGGACUCCAUGGUGAACUGCAGGUUUUUUUCAUGCUGGGAGUGUUGAGUUUCACUCUGCCUAGAGCAUUUGUCUGGAUCUCGAAAGCCAGUUUGAAUCAGAGCCCUGGCUCCUCCUCAUUCAUCUCAUUCCCUUCUGUCAUGGUGAGAGCACUUGAUUCACAGGUCAACAGUUACUGCCAUAAGUUCUCACAGAGAGUGUUAGACUUGCCUCCUCCAGCAACAUCACUAAAAUCAAUUGAGUCUCUUAUGCCUGAAAAUAACCCUGUACACUUUGAGAAAAUCUGAGACUUACUUAGGAUUGUUCAUUCACGUUUUCAAAACAGCAUUCUUCCCACCAUCUGUAACAGAAAUAUGACUAGCUCUACACCGUAGACUAUAUACCUGGAGUGGUGGAUCUACCACCACCAAGAAGUGAGAUGGCCAACUAUGGCUCACAGCUCGUUGCUUCUGGCCAAACCAAUGUUUACUGAGUUGUAUGCUGGAUACGAAGCUCUUCCUGCUGAAGCUCAAGGCUUCCAUCCUUUUCUGAGAGCCCCAAAGCCAUCUUUUGUCCUCGUCUGAGAACAGUUGCCUGUAAUCCUAUCCCCCAAACUCUUGAGCCUGGGCUUAGCUUGGAGGCUAUAAUAAUUGUUGCAGAUGGACUCCUGAGACUUCAUGCAAGGACUUUCCCUUGAGGUCAGUCUGAGGAACCUACAUACUAAGACACUGCAGGAGGAUGUAACCAAGGCAACUGGGAAGAAUAUCAAUGAGCUUCAGCAAGCAGAGACAAGCACACAAUUAUUUCCACCUUGGAUUACCGGGAGGAGAGAUUCAUCCACAGAAGCCUUCACUACCUUUCUUGGCUACUGAGUUGCUUCUGGGGAAAGCAGAACUUCCUUUUUUGUUCCUACUCCUAUCCACAUCAUAUCCUACCACAAUUUGACAACCACUGGGGAAGAGAAUGUGCACACAGUUGUAUAACCUCCUCGAUACUGGAGAGAUGAGACAACAAAUGUGUUCCUGUAGAAUCUUGCCAAGAUUCAUUCUGGCCCAGAGUUUUAGGAUGAGGGUCACAGAACAGCAAUGCCACUCAAAACUUGAUACCAUUUUGGUAACAAGACAAGAUGGUAUCUCCCAGCCAUGAAUUUUGUUGAAAAGGAUAAGAUAUAAUUACACUAACUUGAAGUCCUAUUGCUUGAGAAAGAACUAAGAUCCCCUCCUUCACUAGUAUUCAGUUUGCAGCAAAUCUCUUCAACUUUCAAUGCUCUGGAGAGAAUGGAAAGAAUAUCACGCUUGUCUUUUUCAAGGUAUUAUUGCUGCAUUGCUCUUCAACCUCUACCUUCAAAGAACCAUACUGUUUAGGAAAAGGGAAUAGGGUGGAGGAAUAGAGACUACUUCUGCACAAAAGUCCUGCUAAAGAGAAUGCUUAUUCAAGUGCAAGACUCAUAUGACUGUACUUUUUUGGGGUAUCUGCUCUUCUCUCUCAGUAUGCCUCUAUUCUAACAAAACAAACAUAAAACACAACAUGCUGCUUCUGAGUGGUAUUAGAGUUAUAACUGUUGGGGAGUCCUGGAAGAUAAAAAGAUAGGGUCCAUGUAUGUCAAUGUUUUUUGACUCAAUGAAGUGGGAAAUUUUUAGUUUUAUCUGUAGGGCCAUAGCUGAGUUAACAGUUAAGAGGACUUGUGCCUAUGCCCCUCAGACUCCUCAUAUCUGGCCUCAAAUGCCUACAUGCCUAGAAGUGCCCUGGAGGACCUUAGUAAAGGGGUGGGAAUAUGGAUGUCUUCUGAUCAUCAUGAAUCUUUGGUCAAGUUGCUGGGAAAAGAAGGUCCAUGUUCCUGAGGACUCUGAGACCCCGCUGGACUUCAGUGAUUAAAUAGAGGCAGCUUGCUUAGUUUUAGCAUUCAUAGGAAAAUCUCUUUGAGAAGACUAGAUGAAGCUGUUGAAAUAUAGACAAACACGACCUGAAUAUUAGAAUGAGCAGAGUCCCUUUAGGCAAAGGGGAUGUAUACAGCUUCCAUGGAGUAUGCCCCAGGAAUUUCAUUGCAUAAUAGGCCUUACAGUCUCCCGAUCCUCAAAAUUGUUCUAGAUUCUCUACAUACUUGCUCAGCAAGUCCCAGACCUGGGGGAGUAUUGGCACAUGUCUCCGAGUGCAUGCCCUGGGUCAGGCUUCAGAAGCCCCCUCCCUGAGCCUCCCCUCUGGGAUUCUCUCUCUGUUUCCAUUGCUUCUUUCUUUCUUCUCUCCUUCUCCCUCCCUCCCUCCUUGCCCAGCUUUCUUCUUUUUCUCCUUUGCUUUUCUUUGCCUGCAUUUGUAAUUACUUUCCACUGUUGUGUCAGAAAUGGCUUUUUAUUUUGCACAAAGUUAAAUUUAUGGGGAGGAUUUAGUAAAGUCCAUUUUUAACUGUAAAGGGAGCUUUUUCUCUAAAAAAAAAAAACUCAGUAGUAAAGCUACUGCAACAGAUGGGCCGCAUGGUGAGGGAUAGCUCCUCUGUGGAAAGAGCAUGUUUGUUCUUCUUGUAUAUUUUCCUCCUUUAACUGCUAUUAAACAAGAGAGCCUACAUACCUGUUUCAAAAGCCAGUGUUGUCUCAUGGGUGUUUUGUUCUUUCAUCCCUUUACACAGUGUAGCUGUGGUUGGUGACAG
Messenger RNA from Dipodomys ordii (Ord's kangaroo rat), 5783 nucleotides. It is a transcript of the gene Exoc6b, whose product is annotated as exocyst complex component 6B. Gene Ontology annotation, cellular component: exocyst; membrane. Bases 98 to 2485 code for a protein of 795 amino acids. NCBI's taxonomy places the organism in Eukaryota, Metazoa, Chordata, Mammalia, Rodentia, Heteromyidae. The transcript has 22 exons. Gene Ontology annotation, biological process: Golgi to plasma membrane transport; exocytosis; intracellular protein transport. The record is from RefSeq and is a predicted model, not a curated record.